Cyphellophora europaea CBS 101466 is the source of this 1194-nucleotide messenger RNA. RefSeq lists its product as uncharacterized. The record is from RefSeq and is a predicted model, not a curated record. The transcript has a single exon. Bases 1 to 1194 code for a protein of 397 amino acids. NCBI's taxonomy places the organism in Eukaryota, Fungi, Ascomycota, Eurotiomycetes, Chaetothyriales, Cyphellophoraceae.
AUGGCUCCCCCGGACUCCAAAUCGCUUGUCGUUCCUAUUGCGCUUCAGAUCGCCCUUGCCGUGCUCGGUUUUUGGACACUCUGGGGCUUCCCAUACAACAAUGGCCUUCUCAAACACCUUGGAGCCCAGACUGAGCCAGGUGCUUCGAUUCCCGGGCCCGCGCUGGCGCCUAUGAAGCAAACCUACACCGGCAUUGGACCUGUCGACCGGCAGCUCACAGUAUUGGUUUCAUUUUUCUACACUGCCAUUGAUGGCAAUCGUGGCGACAUCUCAGUGGCCUUCCUCUCCCUCGGCUCCCAUGUUAUCGGCGCAUGGGUCCUCAUCACCUUGGAAGGCCUGCGUGCUGGAAAUAAGGGCAAGCUCUUCCUCGUCUCCACUACUGCUCUUGGCCUGGCAGUAGCCAUAGUCGGCUUUGCUGUAGUAGCGCCAUUGUAUUUCGCCUACCAACUCUACUCUUCUCCUACCGUGACCAUUCCGGCGGGCCACGAUCUGCUCCCUGCGGAUCCUCUCUCAGUUGCGCUCAUCCCAGUCGGCAUCAUGAUCGGUUUUGGCCUCCCAUCAUUGAUCAUGACUUUCCCUGCACCGAGCAUUUUGUCAUAUGACACCAAACAACUCUGGACUGGCAUUCAGCAAGGCUGGACGUUUUGGAUCUGCCUGGCAACAAUUGCCGUGACUAUUGGCAUCUCGGCUCUCAAUCCUCAGUCGCAAGUAGCCUCCACAGAGGCCACUCAGAUCAAGACGACUAAGUAUCUCCGCCGCGCUUACAUGUUUGCUUUGGCCUCCACGGCCUCGGCUCACCUUCUACCGCUCCUGAUUUGCUCGCUUGCAACUGUUUUCCCGGCGCUCUUUGCUGCCCCCUACAGUGCACAACUUCAGCUAAGCAAUGUGUUCUCUCUGGCCAACCCCGUCGGUGACCUCAAAGCCGCCACCCUGGCAGAUGGCGCGUUGUGGUUCCUGCAAUGGGACACCUUUGUGGGGGUCGUGUCUGUCCUGCUUUGGGGUGUGACAUUGCGUUUCGCUGGAACCCAGGAAGAGACUACGUCCGGCGAAUGGGUAGCUGCACUGUUGAAGAUUCUGGCUAUCACUCUGGCUGUCGGUCCAACGGCCAUGGCUGUGAUAUCAAUCUGGGCACGAGACGAGUUGACGUUGAAGCAAGACAAGACUGCGGCCGUCAAGGGGAACAAGACACUUUAA